CGGCAUUCUUCCAUCGGAUUAGUUGGCUAGGCUUCUUUUGCGCGCAGCUUUCCUUGCAGUCAUAGGCGACGUUGCCCAGAAUACAAGACUAGUGUUCCCUGGGUAUCAUAUCGAUACUGAGCCGUAAGUGUUCUAUAAACGUGCGGCCGACACAGGGUUGCUAUAUCCUAGGUGAUCUGGGGCAUUCUAAGCAGGCAUCCUUUUAAGCCGCCGACCUGCAAACACCGGCAAAGUUGCAAGCAGCGAAAAAGAACCCCCUCGCGUGCUAAUGGCCGAUGUCGCGGCCAACGCCGCCGCAGCUGCGGCAGGCGCGGCCGCCGGCCAAGCAGCCGCAGCAGCCGGCGGCCAGCAGCAGCAGCAACAGCCCAACCAGCGCGGCGGGCUGAGCGGCCUGCUAGGCAUGGUCCUCCGCAUGGGCGUCAUGUACUACUUCAUGAAUGCCAUGAAGGGCAAGGCGCCGCCGCCGCCUGCCGUACAAUCGGGCGCUGCGGGCGGCGCGGCGGUUGCGGAUAACGGCUACAUGUACCCGGCCUUCCAACGGGGGGAGCUGGUGGUUGUGUACGUGUUCCUUAAGGAGGAUAACCGCUACCCAGGCAACAACUUUGACAUGGCCGACCUCAUCUGGUCGGAGACGGGCUUCAAGCUGGGCUCGUCCACGGAGCAGCGCAACCUGACGUACGUGUACGAGCCUUCCCAGGCUGUAAAGAACAACGGCUCCGUGUGGCUGCAUGUCGUUCUGGCGGCUGAGGGAGCUCCGCUGCAGAUGCACGAACCGGGGUUCGACCCCAGGACCGUCGCCUACUACCAAUACCAGCUCAACACCUACCGGCCCCGCCCCCGCAACAAUACGGGGGUCAACCUGUUGUCGGACAACCCAGCGGACCUGCCAAAGGAUGAGAAGGACGCCCCUCGGGAGGUCCUCAACUACCUGCGACCCAACGUGACGCUGCAAGUGGUCAACUACUUUGAUGCGGUCAACCGCAGGAGUGUGCCCCCGCAGCUGGUGGACCACCUGCGCCCCAACGUGGAGGGCAACUUCCUGCCCAUCCUCUUCCUCAACGACUUCUGGCUGCUCAAGGACAAGCUGGUGCCGGUCAAUGAGACGCUGGACAGUGUUACCAUCCACUUUGAGCUGGGCUACGUGUCGAUGAUGUGGUGGCAGCUGCUGCAACAGAUGGAGCAGUCGUUCGGCAUGCAGGUCCGCAUGGGCAUGGCUCAGGACGGGGAGAGCGACGAGCUGAAGCGCAUCUUUAUCGAGGGCAACCCCUACCUGCUGGCCCUUACAUUCGCGGUGUCCAUGUUGCACACCGUAUUCGACAUGCUGGCCUUCAAGAACGACAUUGGUUUCUGGAAGAACAACAAGUCCAUGGAGGGGCUGUCGGCACGCACCGUGGCCAUUAACGCCUUCUGCCAGGUUGUAAUCCUGUUGUACCUCUUCGACAACGACACCUCGUUUGUGGUACUGCUGUCAUCGGUGUUGGGUACGGGCAUCGAGCUUUGGAAGGUGACCAAGGCCUUUGACGUCAGCAUCAACCGCGAGCGCUUCCCGUACAUUACCUUCAAGGACAGGGCGUCGUACAGCAACAAGGAGACCAAGAAGUACGACGCGGAGGCGAUGCGCUAUCUGUCGUACGCUUUGUACCCGCUUGUGAUCGGCUACUCCAUCUACUCGCUCAUGUACAAGACACACAAGAGCUGGUACAGCUGGGUGCUGUCGAGCUUGGUGGGGGCGGUCUACAUGUUUGGGUUCAUCCUCAUGUGCCCGCAGCUGUACCUGAACUACAAGCUCAAGUCGGUGGCUCACCUGCCGUGGCGCCAAAUGACGUACAAGUUCCUGAACACCAUUAUUGACGACCUGUUUGCCUUUGUCAUCAAGAUGCCGCUGCUGCAUAGGCUGUCGGUGUUCCGUGAUGACGUCAUCUUCCUCAUCUACCUCUACCAGCGCUGGGUAUACCGAGUGGAUAAGACGCGCGCCAAUGAGUUCGGGUGGUCGGAGCAACCCGCGGCCGAGGAGGAGGAGCAGCAGCAGCCAGCUGCACUGCCUCAGGGUGAGGAAAGUGCCGCCCUGGCAGCUGUGGCGCCAGAGGGCGAUGAGAGCAAGGAGGGAGCGGAGGACAAGGGCACGCGCCGACGCAAGGGCGGGAAGAAGAUCGAGAAGGAGGAGGAGGAGGAGGCGGAAGAGGAGGAGCAAGGAAGCAAGGAUGGGGCAAAGAAGGAUCGCUAGGGUGCCUAUUGCGUGUAGCGGGAUUUCACAUUGCAGCACUGGCAUUGACUCCCCCAUGUAGCAACGGUGAAGGUGUCUGGGUGGACAUGUGCAGAGGGAGCCGCUAAAGUGUGGUGUCGUGCCUAGUAGGUAUCCUUACCUUUAGUGUCUGUAUCAAGAUCUGUGUUGAAAGGCGGAGACAUGAGAAACAAGGAUGUUCGUUCACUGUAGCGGUCUUAUUACACAACAUAGCAGUGCGCCCCUAUCACGCAAACGGAAUUCAGCGGCCAUAGCUAGGUCAAUGCACAGCUUUGUGCCUGCUUGGAGGGUGUGCGUGGUGCUUACCGUUAAUGAAACGGUUACGACACACCCCUUCCUGUCUAGUUCAUGUAUGGCAUCGGCUCCGUGACGGCAAUGCUCGGUAAGAGCCAUGGGGAGUUGUCAAGGGAAGCCUAAUGCUCAUAGUUUAUAAGCAGGAUGAGACUAGGAACGCGCAUGUUUUUGACACGUUAUUAACACGGCUCGGUGUUACCCGUGAAGGCUGCUAUACAGUGUUUGCAGGAGGCAGGUGUGAGGUGAUAGCAAAGGACGGGAGGGCGUGCCGUUUACUGACGC
This is a messenger RNA of Astrephomene gubernaculifera, 2818 nucleotides long. The record is from the annotation of a GenBank genome assembly. NCBI's taxonomy places the organism in Eukaryota, Viridiplantae, Chlorophyta, Chlorophyceae, Chlamydomonadales, Astrephomenaceae.